AUGGUUCACCGAAAGUCUAGUGUGAUCCAACCCACUAUAACCAAUAAUUCUCAUAAGAUCAGUACUAUUAGUACAAACAAUAAUUCUAAUAAGAUCACUACUACUACAAACAACAUCGAGAUCAAUGGUCCAGAUUUCGAUUUAACUCAAUACGAAAUUAGUUGUAUCAAAGCUUUAUGGACUACAUUGGAUAUUAUAUAUCCUGGGAAAUCUUUAUCAACAAUAUCUACUAGAAGAUCAUCUAUAUCUAGUUUCAAUUCAGAAACUAGUAGGACUUCUUUACCAAUAACUCUUUCUUACAAUGAUUUCAAUUACAAUCGAUUCAAGUACAUUCUUUGCGAAAAUAUAUACUAUGCUACUCAUUCUGAUCAUUCUUUCUUAGAAAAUGAAUAUGAUAUAAUACUUUCCGGUUUCCAAGUACCUGAAAUGAUUGAUUUAAUGGCGGUAAUGGUUGAUUGUCUUGAAUAUAAUAGAAAUUUACCAUUACAAUAUAUAACUAGAAUUGCAAAAUUUAAUCAAAGAGUUCAUAACCUUGAAUCAACUGAUUAUCAAAUAUUCGGAGAUUGUUUAAUAUCAACAGUGAUUUCCACUAUGCCUGAUGAUUCAAUUAUGGUACUUGAAAAUCAAUCAUCAUUUAAUAGAUUCAUAGCUCAAUUAUUGAAUAUUUUGGUUUAUUAUAGUAAAGAUGCAUACUUAUCUGAUAAAUAUCUUACAUCAUUGGCAGUUGAAAGUAUAAUAAUUACAGAUGGAGAAACAUUCUUACCACCACCACCAUUAAUUAAUUCAUAUUCUACUAAUAUGUCAGUUUCAUCAAGUUCAGCAUCUCAUUAUUCAGCUGUAUCUUCAGUUUCUUCUAAACAAUUAAGUGAAACUUCAUCUCAAUUAUCAUUAUUUCAAUCUAAUGAAAUUGAUCAAGAAUCAGAAGUCUUGGAAUAUGAUCCAUCUAUUAAACCUAUAUUAACUUCUAAAACAGUCAUUUCACCUACACAAUCCAUUGAAACUUUAAAUACCAUUAAUCAUGACUCGAACUACACCUACAAUCAUACACAAGAAGAAGACGAUGAGAAUACAGCUGAUGAUUUUGAAAUGGGUGAUGAUUCCUUUGAUUAUCUUAACUCAUUUGGAUCUGAUUCAUCUAAAAAGAAUAAAAAGAAGAGAGCAUCGAUCUUAAAGAAAUCAACUCCAACACCAGCAAUGCGUAGAAGUACAUCUACAAGUAGUGGAACCACAUUAUCAAGUAUGGCAUCCAAUAAAUAUUCGACUACAUCUACAGCAUCAAAAAGAAUGCCUUCAAAUGUUUCAAGUCAUCCUAAAAAGGGAGUCACUGCUCCAAAUUCAAUUUAUUCACGUCCUUCCGGUAAUGGAUCUCUGGAUAAUUGCGUAAUUAUGUAG
Scheffersomyces amazonensis is the source of this 1392-nucleotide messenger RNA. RefSeq lists its product as uncharacterized. Bases 1 to 1392 code for a protein of 463 amino acids. The transcript has a single exon. The record is from RefSeq and is a predicted model, not a curated record. Lineage: Eukaryota; Fungi; Ascomycota; Pichiomycetes; Serinales; Debaryomycetaceae.